AUGCUGUUGGUGUUCUGUGUCGAUACAAUUCCAACUCCAGGAGAACAGCAUUGGAAUGCUGCCAAGCAUGUCCUCAGAUACCUCAAAGGCUCGCAAGAUCUCAAACUCAUCUAUUCUCCCACCUCUUCCACCGACCUCUUCACUGCCCACAGCGAUGCCGACCUGAGUGGGAACCCAGAUAACUCACGAUCCACUGGUGGAUAUGUCCUCUCAGUUGGCUCAGGAGCUGUCAUGUGGGAGUCUGAAUACAACAGCAUCUGCUGCGGGAUGCGAGAUAAUGUGGAUGCGCCAGUUUCGAAGAGAUCGGCUAUGACAUCUCUAUACCAUCCCCUCUACCUCGACAGUGCAUCAGCCAUCCAAGUGGUCAAAAAUCCCGAACACCAGACAACCAUGAAGCAUGUUCACCGUGCAUACAACUGGAUUCGCGAGCACGUUGAGAACAAGGAACUCCGUGUACAGCAUGUUCCGACCUCUGAAAAUGUCGCUGACAUCUUCACCAAACCCCUUGGUCGCAUCAAGUUUGAAUACCUUCGAGCUCACUAUAUAUCCACUGGUUUGACUACAACGCUCACUUGCCUAAGUAUACUCUGUUCAACACUCGGUAGUGCCAUUUCCCAUGCGCUUAUUCGCAACGGUCAUAUCGUCGUGGGCGUGACCCGCAACGCAGAACAAGCGAGAAAGCUACUUGCAGAAGAAGUGAUCCCAGCCGUUGGGGAUCCAUUUGCUGCAGAAACGUUUUCCGCACAUCUUGCCGACGCCGACGUAGUCAUUGAUGUUGCAUCUGGCGACAUGCUACACGAUGGACCACGGCGCUUUGCGCUCAUUGAAUCGCUCGUCGUCGACCCAUCUAUUCGUGCGGCUCCGAGCACGGGCGUCCCCAAGAUUGCCUACUUUUACACUUCUGGUACUUGGGUCCAUGGUGAUAAUCGCUCUGUCCUGCGAAGUGACAAUGCACCUUUGAAUCCUCCAAUGACAUCAACUAGAUUGUCGCAUGGCGUCCAAAACUUGAACAAGCCGUCGUUAACAGCAGCGUCGUGCGCGGAAUUGUCAUCCGGUCGAGCACAGUCCACGGACGUGCGGGCGGGCUGUACAAUGCUCUUCUCCCAAGCUGGGAGCGGCAAAGUCGAAUGGUUUGGCGUUCCCGGUGGCACGUAUGCGACUGUCCAUGUCGACGACCUGGCGGAAUGCUACCUCCUCGCUGUCGAAAAGAACCAUUUGGUCUCUGGUCUAGUCAUCGAUGUGACCAUGAGCGCAUGGAAUCCGUCGACGGAUUCUCUAUCGAGCGCCUGCGAAUCCACUCGAAGGGCAAUGUCCGUCACGACCAAACUUCGUCCAACGCUCGCACGCAGUCUACUUGGCUGGGAACCUCGCAAGGCCUCGUUGACAGACGGAAUGGCGGCUCAUUUUGAAGCGUGGAAGGCAAUCAACGCGUCUAAAUCAAAGUAA
Messenger RNA from Serendipita indica DSM 11827, 1446 nucleotides. Lineage: Eukaryota; Fungi; Basidiomycota; Agaricomycetes; Sebacinales; Serendipitaceae. The record is from the annotation of a GenBank genome assembly.